Molecule: messenger RNA, 2151 nt
Organism: Cololabis saira (Pacific saury)
Lineage: Eukaryota; Metazoa; Chordata; Actinopteri; Beloniformes; Belonidae
Product: RNA-binding protein 38-like
Exons: 4
Coding region: 217-948 (243 amino acids)
Cellular component (GO): cytosol
Molecular function (GO): RNA binding
Source: RefSeq, a predicted model, not a curated record
CGGACUCCGCGACGCCGGGACCUAUUUCACGUGGAUUCUGCUCGGUUCUCAGAUGUCAAUCAGGGCGCAGUAACUUCGACCAAAGUAGCAAGAGGAAAUUAAAAAAAAAACAACGCAGGAUUAAGUGUCGUGUUCGUGUUCCUACACAUGCCGGGCCGUUUUUAAACCCCCGGUCGUUGUAAGCUCUCCAGCGGGGUCUCGUGGUCCGGCUCCUCCAUGCUCCUGCACCAGUACAUGAACCCCGGCUCCCUGGAAGUCAUGCAUCCCCCGGCGCUGCAGAAGGACACCACGUUCACCAAGAUCUUCGUGGGGGGGCUGCCCUACCACACCAACGACGCCUCCCUCAGGAAGUACUUCGAGGCGUUCGGGGACAUCGACGAGGCGGUGGUGAUCACCGACCGACAGACGGCCAAGUCCCGGGGAUACGGCUUCGUGACGAUGACGGACCGGGGGGCAGCAGAGAGGGCCUGCAAGGACCCCAACCCCAUCAUCGACGGCAGGAAGGCCAACGUGAACCUGGCGUACCUGGGGGCCAAGCCCCGCAGCAUGCAGACAGGCAUAUCCCUGGGCGUGCAGCCCCUCCACCCGGCCCUCAUCCAGAGGCAGUAUGGGUUGGCCCAGCAGUACGUGUACCCCCAGGCCUUCAUGCAGCCCGCCCUGGUGCUGCCCACCCAGGUGUCCAGCUCCCUGGGCAGCAGCCCGUACCUGGACUACAGCGCCGCCUACAGCCAGUACGCCCAGGCCGCCUUCGAGCAGCAGUACCCGUACGCCGCCUCCCCGGCCGGCUUCCUGAGCUACAGCUACCCCAGCAGCCCCGCGGCCCCAGGGGGGGGCACGGCCGCCGCCACGGCCGCCCAGGCCGCCGCCGCCGCCGCUACUGCCGCACAGGCCCAGCCCUUCCUGCACUACGCCCCGCAGCAGCACAUCCAGCCGGACCGCAUGCAGUGAGCCGGGAUGGAUGGAUGGACGGGGACGGGGAGGGGGGGUGCAGGACGGGGGGAGGAGCUGCCGUGGACCUUUUGGGACAGAGGAUGAAAGAAAGAGACGCCCUGAAGGGGGUCCCUGCUGUCGCCAGCAGCAGCAGCGUUCAGGAAACGCGGGUGGGACUAUUGCACUAUACGAUCAGAGCGGCCCGCUGGCUCGCCAAUGCCAGGGGGAGGACCUGGGGGUUCAGGUUGUGAAGCUAAACAUACAGUAUGUGGUCACUUCCAAGGGCUUCCAGAAGCUGACACUUCAUUAGUUUUUUUUAUUAUCAUAAUUAUUAUAAUUAUUGUUGUAAUUGUCCUAUCUUAUAAUAUUAAUGUCCUUGUCAUUGUUUGCCAUUAUUAUCCCUGUUGGCAUGUUUUUGGCUCAAUCAGUGGAAGUUCCACACGUCCAUGGUACAUGCCAGCGCGCCCUCCCUCCACCCGUCUGGGACACGCGGGGGGGACGUGACGGAGUCCGCUGGGGGGGGCGGUGCUUAGGGAGGCCCAACGCCACCAGAGAGUCCACCUCCAGGUUCCCCUGUUUUAGGACUCACCGUUUAGUUUUGUUACUAUUAUUUUAAUUCGAGAGGCCUUAAUAAAACAAAAGUUUAUUUUUGACUCUCCUGAUAUUUCAAGUGCCCCCCCUGAGGCCCUGAGUGCCGGAGCUCACGUGGAUGUAGAUAAUCAGCAGCAGCAUGUGGGGGACGGGGACCAGACGCCUCCUCCUUUAGCAUGUUGAAAGGUAGCGACACUGAGCUCAGACUGCUGGGGUUUGUCUCCUGUGGGCUUUUUCUUUUCUAUUCACCGGGAUCGUCAAACUAUUGCUCUGUAAAGGACAUUCAUGUGCAGCAUUUCUAGAUGUCAGUCAAGUACAAUUUUCAAUAUUUAUAUGUAGGUAUUUAUGAGGUACUAAGUUAAAAUAUUUGUUUGUUUUAUUUCAUUUUUACUCUUGACCGUAGUCGUGGCACCAGUGUCGGUGGAAGUGGCCGUGCUCACUCUCAGAUCGCUGACUGGUUUCCUUGGAAAUACUUUAGUUCUUUUCCAUUUUUUUUUUCUUUUUCUUUUUUUUUUUUCUUCCCCCAAUACGAAUGUCUGUCUGUCUGUCUGUCUUUUACGGCCUUUAAAACAAGCCAUACCAAAAAAAAAAAAGAAUAAAUAAACAAAUAACUUGUACGUAAAGAUGCCU